AACACGAACCUUCGACAACAGCCAAUUGCGCAGUGACAGUCAGCGGAGAUCUGAAGAGAUUCCGAAUCAAUUAGAAACGACCUAUCGAAUUCUUCAUACAGCUCCUCGAGCUUCCCGGGACGAACUAUAGCAGCCAUGAGUCGUCGGCCACGGCUGGCUAUCACAAGCGACGAGAUCAACUACCUCGUCUGGCGAUAUCUACAGGAGUCGGGAUUCGCGCAUACCACCUUUGCGUUCCAAUCCGAGUCCGGCGCACAAAACUUCGAUGAGCGGUGGGGAGAGCAUGUUAAGCCUGGCGCAUUGGUGUUGGCCUUGCAGAAAGGGUUGCUGUAUAGGGACGCGGAGGAGCAUCUGAAUGAGGAUGGAACAGAGAGGACGUGUCUCGGGCAAAUGGGGCUUAUUGGUGAGCACGUCUGCUCUGACGUGCCGGCACCGGCUGGCGAAUUACCGCCGUGGCCAAGACCAUUGUCAACAAAGAAGACGACAAACGACACCCUAUCCAACGGCAAAAACUCGGCUCGCGAUGGGAGGACACCGCCAGCUGAGGCACAGGACCAGCCUAUGGAGGAUGCGCCGGCAAUGGAGGCGACGAGCAGUCGUGAGUCUGCGGAUGAGGCACCACGGAGUAUAUCAACGGAGGAUGUUACGUUGCUCGGCAGUGGUGAGGAGUUGUUCAACUGCGAAUGGAAUCCGGUACAAAAUCAGUUGCUGGCGACGGGUUCGUCCGAAGCGACAGUGAGAAUAUGGACGGUGCCUCAAACCACGGAGCAGCCGUCAAGCGUGGAGCUUAACCAUCUUCCGGCAUAUCAUGAGACGAAGGACAUCACCUGCAUCCAUUGGAACGCAACAGGAACUCUAUUGGCAACUGGAUCUUUCGACGGACAAGCACGGAUAUGGACGGCUGAUGGUAAACUAAGGCAUUCUUUGACUGUUCACUCAGGGCCGAUCAUGGCGAUUCGCUUCAACGCCAACUCGAGUAUGCUGCUGACGGCUUCUUGUGAUGCCUCGGCCAUUGCCUGGGAUGUGGAGACUGGGGGCGAGAAGCAGACCUUUACGGCACGUGAGACACCAACGACCGACGUGGAAUGGGUGGACGAGGACGCUUUCGUAACAUCUGGAGAGGAGGGUGACAUGUACCUAUGGAAGGUGGGAUCGACGACGCCUCUGAGGAAAUUUGACGGCCACAAGAGUGACAUUAACAGCUUGACAUGGGAUGCGGCGAGCAAGUUGCUCUUGAGUGCCUCUGAUGAUGGUACUGCAAAGAUUUGGUCCAUCGAGCAGAGUACGCCUUUGCACACACUUCAAGCCCACGCAGCCGGUGUCCUGGCAGCAAGAUGGAAGCCAAGUCGCGAAUGGGGGUCUGCCCCAGUACUAGCUACAGCCUCCAAAGACGGCACAGUGAAGAUGUGGGAUGCACGGACGGGCAACACUCUUCACACACUCAACUUGCACGACAGUGCUGUCUUUGCUUUGGCAUUUUCCAAUGACGGAAGAUGGUUGGCGAGUGGGGGGAGGGAUGGGGAUCUCGUGAUCUGGAAUGUUGCAGAUGGCAAGGCGGUAGGUCGUUGGGUACCCGAUGAGCCUCGCGGUGAGGAGGGUGGACAGGUGUUCCACAUUUCGUGGAGUGGGUCGCUCAAAGCUGGUGAUGGUCCAUCGAAGAUUGCCAUUUGUCGCGGAAAACGAAAGUGCGCUGUUAUUGACUGGAAGGCCUAAAGACGCCUAUUGAUACGUUGAAUGUCACCAAAAAUAUUGUUAGCGAGGACAUAGGACAUUGAAAACGGCAGGGUGGUGGUGUACGGUUAUUGAUGUGUACGGAUAUAAUGCGUGGUAUCAUGGUGACUGUUGUCGCUACUCAAACUCAAACAUAAUGUAAUACUACGGAAAGCUAC
Saitoella complicata NRRL Y-17804 is the source of this 1889-nucleotide messenger RNA. RefSeq names its product F-box-like/WD repeat-containing protein ebi. The transcript has a single exon. Gene Ontology annotation, cellular component: Set3 complex. Bases 136 to 1713 code for a protein of 525 amino acids. Gene Ontology annotation, molecular function: protein binding; transcription corepressor activity. NCBI's taxonomy places the organism in Eukaryota, Fungi, Ascomycota, Saitoellomycetes, Saitoellales, Saitoellaceae. The record is from RefSeq and is a predicted model, not a curated record. Gene Ontology annotation, biological process: regulation of transcription by RNA polymerase II.